Messenger RNA from Alternaria atra, 291 nucleotides. RefSeq lists its product as uncharacterized. The transcript is spliced from 5 exons. NCBI's taxonomy places the organism in Eukaryota, Fungi, Ascomycota, Dothideomycetes, Pleosporales, Pleosporaceae. Bases 1 to 291 code for a protein of 96 amino acids. The record is from RefSeq and is a predicted model, not a curated record. Gene Ontology annotation, molecular function: oxidoreductase activity.
AUGAUCCGCCGACGCACUCCUGAGUUUCCCGCCGCUCAAUUCCAAGAGAAGCACGUCCAGCCGAUUCGGGCCGUUCACGUUGAUUCAUCCCGAGGUCUCGAUCCACAAAAAGGCCGUACGAAGAUAAUAGGUGUGUGGGAGCCUCUCAACGGCCCGGUGAAGGACGGGCCACUAGCCGUGUGCGAUUAUCGCAGCUGCGACUCGAGUGACAUAGUCGAUGUGGACCAGGUUUACGCAGACUCUAUCGGUGAAGGCUGCAACAUCUAUCACGACGACAAACCUAGUUGGUAG